AUGGGCGACUUUGCUGGUUUUCCACGUGACCAAAGGGCUGCCUGGAAUUCAUAUGAUAUGGCGCCGCAGAGUUCUCCAUCUUCCCACCGAAAGUCUUGGUCUGGGUAUUCCCAACCAUACGACUAUCGGCCCCUAAGUGACGGAUAUGAGGGGAUAUCGCACAAGCGCGAUCGUGAUUCUACUGAUGGAAGCCAGCACCAUCAAUCGGCGAUUAUUCGUCGUAAUCAUGAAUAUUCGCGGUUGGACACUGAAUCAUCACGCCGCACUCAUUCCGUUUCUUCGGAGAGCCGACGGGGCCAUAAAAAGGUAUCUCGGAAUGCUUAUCGGGAUCAAGAUGCAAUCGCCUCAAAUAUCCCAUAUGAUCAUUCCCAUCACACGAGCAGUCGCACUAUGUCAUCAGCGACUUUUAAGAACAGAGAGGCCUCCAAUGAGAGUGGACAUCGAGCCAACCAUAAAGAUAGGCAUCUGAUGCCAGUCCCACCAAAAGCUCCCAAGAUUCCAAGGCUCCCAACCCCUGAUUUUGACGACGUAGAGUAUAGUAAGUAUGAUAUGUCGGAUCAUCAAUUCUGCGCAUGCUGCGGUGAUGAUGGUAGUUCCGGAGCAGAGCAUCGGCGAGGAGAGUGCACUGCGGCAAAGAUGGAAAGACAGGGUAUGUCUCCUCGUUCCUUUGCUAGCUUAAUCGUCGGCUAUAUCCACAAAUACCUCGUCUAA
This is a messenger RNA of Daldinia decipiens, 711 nucleotides long. RefSeq lists its product as uncharacterized. The record is from RefSeq and is a predicted model, not a curated record. Bases 1 to 711 code for a protein of 236 amino acids. NCBI's taxonomy places the organism in Eukaryota, Fungi, Ascomycota, Sordariomycetes, Xylariales, Hypoxylaceae. The transcript has 3 exons.